AUGGAAAUUGCUAUGAUAAGAGCCGACGUGGAGGAGGGUUGUGAAGCAACCAUGGCGAGGUUUCUAGCCGGCCUAAAUCGGGAUAUUGCCAAUAUCGUCGAGCUACAACACUAUGUAGAAGUUAUGGACAUGGUGCAUAUGGCAAUCAAAGUGGAAAAGCAAUUGAAAAGGAAAGGAUCCACUCGAACAUAUCCAACGGCUUCUACCAACAAGUGGGCUCAAGGGACUAGCAAAACUCCUAAUUGGCCUAAGGAGCCUUUUGUUGCUGCUAAAUCCAACCAACCAAGUGUCGAAGCUAGCAAAAAUAAAAACGAGGCUGCUUCGAAUCAUUCUCGCGAUAUCAAGUGUUUCAAGUGUCAAGGAAGAGGCCACAUUGCGAGUCAAUGUCCUAAUCGACGAGUGAUGGUGGUUCGUUCAAAUGGCGAGAUUGAAUCCGAAGAUGAACAAGAGGAGGAGCCUGAAAUUCCCAUGGAGGAAGGUGACGAGCUCGAGCUGCCCGUUGAAGGUAAGGUGUGUAGUUUGAUUAUUGACGGAGGUAGUUGCACCAACGUCGCAAGUUCUUUGCUUGUUGAAAAACUUGGUUUAGCCACCACAAAGCAUCCAACCCCUUACAAGCUACAAUGGCUAAAUGACGGAGGUGAACUCAAGGUGACUAAGCAAGCAAAAGUGGCGUUUUCCAUAGGCAAGUACCAAGACGAGGAAUUUGGAGAUAUUUUUCCCGAAGAAGUGCCAAAUGGCCUACCUCCCAUUCGAGGAAUCGAGCACCAAAUCGAUUUUGUGCCCGGCGCUGCAAUUCCAAAUAGGCCAGCAUAUAGAAGUAAUCGUGAGGAAACGAAGGAAUUGGAAAAACAAGUAGCCGAAUUAAUGGAGAAGGGCUACAUCCGUGAAAGUUUAAGUCCGUCUUGCGAUUCGGUUUUGUUGGUUCCUAAAAGGAUGGAUCAUGGCGAAUUUUGUAGCAGGAGCUUGGAAGAUCAUAUUCAACAUCUACGUGCCGUGCUUGAAGUCUUGCGAAAAGAGGUACUUUAUGCCAAUUUAAAGAAAUGUUCUUUUUGCACUAAUGAAGUUGUUUUUCUAGGCUUUGUGGUAAGUGCUCGUGGUUUAGAAGUUGACCAAGAAAAGGUCAAGGCGAUCAACGAAUGGCCGCGUCCAACAAACAUCAGCCAAGUGAGGAGUUUUCACGGGUUGGCAAGCUUCUACCGAAGGUUUGUGCCUAAUUUUAGUUCUGUUGCUGCCCCCUUGACAGAGUGUGACGCUUCAGGUAUCGGCAUUGGCGCUGCUUCUAUGCAAGAUGGACGGCCUAUUGCAUACUUUAGUGAAAAGCUUAACGGAGCUACGUUGAAUUAUCCAACGUAUGAUAAGGAACUAUAUGCGUUGGUCCGAGCUCUCGAAACAUGGCAACACUAUUUAUGGCCGAAGGAAUUCGUAAUCCAUUCGGACCAUGAGGCUCUAAAGCAUUUGAAGGGACAAACCAAGCUCAAUAAACGUCAUGCCAAGUGGGUGGAGUAUUUGGAGUCGUUUCCGUACGUGAUCAAGUAUAAAAAGGGUAAGGAAAAUGUUGUAGCCGACGCCUUAUCACGAAGGUACGCACUUGUCAAUUUAAUGGAUUCUAAAUUGCUUGGUUUUGAAUUUAUCAAAGAUCUUUAUAAAUCCGAUGCUGACUUUGGUGAAAUUUAUGAGUCUUGUUCGCAUGGUGCUUGUGAAAAGUACUUUCAGCAUGAGGGCUAUUUAUUUCGUGAAGGCAAGCUUUGUGUGCCUCAAAGUUCUGUGAGAAACGUCCUUGUAGAAGAAGCUCAUAGCGGAGGACUUAUGGGCCACUUCGGAAUUGCUAAAACUUUAGCAAUAUUGCAUGAACAUUUCUAUUGGCCCAAAAUGAAACGUGACGUAAUAAGGAAAUGUGAUCGUUGCAUCACUUGUAAGAAGGCAAAGUCACGAAUCAAACCGCAUGGUGACGAUUCGAGGACGAAUCGCUUCCAAGAGAGGGAGGAUGAUAUGAGUUCGCCCAUGAAGAUAGGUGCCGAAUCCAUGGAGUUGCCUUUGGGGCCAAUUACUCGAGCACGUGCCAAGAAGUUCCAAGAUCUUGUAGCAAGCUAUAUUGCUCGAUUGUGGAGUGAUGGGUUGAUUGCCCAUAAAAUGCCCACUCAACUAGCUUGA
Molecule: messenger RNA, 2151 nt
Organism: Gossypium raimondii (Peruvian cotton)
Lineage: Eukaryota; Viridiplantae; Streptophyta; Magnoliopsida; Malvales; Malvaceae
Exons: 5
Coding region: 1-2151 (716 amino acids)
Molecular function (GO): nucleic acid binding; zinc ion binding
Source: RefSeq, a predicted model, not a curated record